Molecule: messenger RNA, 1378 nt
Organism: Aedes aegypti (yellow fever mosquito)
Lineage: Eukaryota; Metazoa; Arthropoda; Insecta; Diptera; Culicidae
Exons: 1
Coding region: 249-1211 (320 amino acids)
Source: RefSeq, a predicted model, not a curated record
GAGUAGCGUAGAUCAUUGUCCAUUGCUCGAUCAUCGUCGCAGUUGCUGCACGGGUCUGGAAUCACCACUUGCUAGUGACUUUGAAGCGGAUCCAGUCAGUCUUAAAUUAGCGCUGAUGAAAGCAAGAGCUUCCACCGUGGUGCAUUCCGAAUAAAAGUGAACUGCAGUUACAUCAAGUCCCUAGAAAAAGUGGAAAAACUUCUGGGCUGACGGCUCCUCGACGGAAAUUGAAAGUGCUCGAAACGAUCAUGAAGCUCACCCGAAUAGCGUUGUCCCUUCUGCUGUUUGUGGCACCCUCUUGGAGUGAGCUCCGGAAAACAUUCCACAGCAAAAUCAGUCGCAGCGGAGGAGUCGCCCCCAGUUCGAGCAGUCGUUAUCUGUUUCACAACUAUCAUGGUGGACGCGAUCGAGGCCACGAUCAUCAUCAUCAAAGCUUUAAGAAACAGCUGGCAUCGACCACGAUUAGUGAGAAUGAGCUUGACGCGACUACCAUUCCACCGCCCCUACAGCAGGAUGAAGCUCCGAUUACGACAGAAUUACCGUACGAACGAACGCUUCCCCUAAGGGUGCUCAACUGUAUGACCAAAGCUUCGAUCCUAGAUUGCAGUAAGCUUUACGUGCUUCAGAAUAUGGAAUCGCGGAAUUAUCAGUUUGAAAUCACAGGAAACUUGACCUACGACGUACAACAGAUCCUGCUGCCAUCCUAUAAACGACCGGACAACAAACUUUUCGAAGAACGUCUUCUUCAGCUCAACUCGACAGAGGUCGACCGACGAAUCAACCAAGGGCUGGCCUUGCUCUUCAACGAACGUCAAGUCGACAUCAAAUUCCUGCCAGGGUUUGAACUCCAAAUCAAACCCAGCGACAGCGACACGUUAGAAUUUUCGAUCCAGAAGCAACUGUCCGAAAAUGAUUCAUCGGAGGGUCGCUCUGGAGAUGAAAAGGGAAAGGAUCGCGAUCGCAACAAGAACAAGGGAACCCGCAAAGUGAUGAAGCAUUUGCUGCGAUUCGGAGUUCCCGCAGUGCUGCUGCCUUCGAUGCUUUUGGCCGGAGUGCUGCCGAUGAUGCUUCCUGUGCUCAAGUUUGCAACGGUAUUCACGAGUUUGGUGAAUCAUGCUGCACUGGCCGCCGCGGUCAUGUAUCUGGCGAAACAACACGCCCAGGAGCAGGAGGAAAAGCAGACCGUGUACUUCAAUGCUGGAUACAACUAAGGUGUUGAAUAAAAUCUUGGUGAUGGAUGAUGGGGAAAGUUAGCGUAAGUUAGAUGAAUGUAUGAAUAAUGUAUUUAUUAAUUUAUUUUAAAUUAUUUAGAAUUAUUCAUAAUUCAGUGAUUUUAGCAAUAGCUACUAGACAAAGAUUUCCUUUAAUAAAUUUUAAU